Myripristis murdjan (pinecone soldierfish) is the source of this 3513-nucleotide messenger RNA. It is a transcript of the gene mboat7, whose product is annotated as membrane bound O-acyltransferase domain containing 7. Bases 117 to 1544 code for a protein of 475 amino acids. The record is from RefSeq and is a predicted model, not a curated record. The transcript is spliced from 9 exons. Lineage: Eukaryota; Metazoa; Chordata; Actinopteri; Holocentriformes; Holocentridae. Gene Ontology annotation, cellular component: mitochondria-associated endoplasmic reticulum membrane contact site; membrane. Gene Ontology annotation, biological process: phosphatidylinositol biosynthetic process; lipid modification. Gene Ontology annotation, molecular function: lysophospholipid acyltransferase activity.
GUGAAUCAGAAUUGAGCAAGAUCUCAAGCAGGCUGGAUGGCAUAGCAGGGUCUGUACAUUUCACAAGUGCUUCAAAGUUAUCCAGUCGUGGUGUGACGUGAGUUUAGAAAAUAGCGAUGUCUCCUGAUGAGCUGGUGUACUUGGGAAUCCUCGCUGCCUCCAUCCCUGUUGGAUUCCUCUUUCGUUAUCUUAGUCCUCCCGUGAAGCAGGGGGCAGCCCUGCUCUUCGGCCUCUCCGUUACCAUAGUAACCUGUCAGAUCCACACGCUGCACUCUCUGGUGACGGUGAUUGGGACAUGGAUUAUAAUAAAAAGCAACUGGAGGCGUGCCCCCUCACUUUCUCUUGGCUGGACAUUUCUCUACCUCCUCUUCUUCCGGCUGGCAACAUGGUUUGGUCUGCCACAGCCAACGCCAUUUGCCAAUGCCAUCCAGCUAAUUCUCACCCUCAAGAUGGUGAGUAUAGCCAACGAGGUGCAUAGUUUCCACAUCGAGAAGAAAAAGGAAGUCAGCUCCUUUGCCAAGUCUCCUGUCAUCGGUGGUCUGUCUCAAGAGCCGUCUCUCUACGAUAUUCUGGCCUACAGCUACUGCUAUGUGGGUUUAAUGACCGGCCCGUUCUUCCGCUUCCAAACGUACAUCGACUGGCUGAGGCAGCCGCGGCCCCUGGCCCUGCCCGGCCGGGGCCCCUGCUUGCAGCGGCUGAAGCUCGUUCCUGUUUACGGCGCCCUCUUCCUGACUGUGAACUCUUACUUUCCUCUGGCUUACGUCCGCACAGAGGAGUUCCUCGAUCACAACUUCCUGUUCAGGUUUUUCUACAUGAUUGUGGUGUUCUUUGUGUUUCGGAUGCGUUUCUAUGCGGCUUGGUGUGGAGCAGAGGCCGGCUGUAUCAGUGCAGGCCUCGGCUGCUAUCCAGAGAAGGCGCUGUCCAAACCUGGAGGAGGACCCACUGUAAACUACAGCCCUGAUCCCAACACUCAGGAGGCGUAUGACUUCAAAACCAUCCAGAACAUCGACUGCUACAACACUGACUUCUGCGUGAAGGUGCGACACGGCAUGCGCUACUGGAACAUGACGGUGCAGUGGUGGCUGCAUCACUACAUCUACCCCAACUCCCCCUUCAAAGCCUACACCCUCAGGGCUGGUUGGACCAUGUUCAUCAGUGCUUACUGGCACGGACUACACGCCGGCUACUACCUGUCCUUCCUCACCAUCCCACUGUGCAUCGCAGCAGAGUCUGCCAUGGAGGCUUCAGUCCGAGCCAAACUGGGGCCCUGGGGACAGAACAUCUUCGACUGGGUUCACUGGUUCUUGAAGAUGAGGGCCUACGACUACAUGUGCAUGGGCUUUGUGCUGCUCAAGGCCAGCGACACCAUCAACUACUGGAUGUCCAUCUACUUCAGCAUGCAUAUCAUCGCCGUCUGCUGCAUAAUAGUGGGCAGGGUCCUAAAGGGAGGGCGAAGGGAAGGGAAGCGAGGGGAAAAGGAGGAGAAAAGAGAGGAGGGGAAAACAGACAACAUGAAAGAGAAAAGUGGAGAGAAGACGGACUGAGUGGAGGGGCUGAACUGCUGUUUGAGCAAAAUGGGGAGGAGCACAGUUUCAAAAAUUCAUCGCACUGUCACUCAUCUGUGCUUGAAACAAAUGUCACACACUGGUUUCCUGUAGGGGGUGGGGUGGGGGGCUUAAAAUGGUGUUGUCGGAGUACGAGCAGAAAUCAAUGUGACCUGUAAUACCUGUAACGGUUACCUCUGGAGAUUCGGUUACAGACCAUGUCUUCAUGUCUUCAACAACAAAAUUGGCGGAGGAAAAUCGAGAUCUAUGAAUGUUAUUUUUGUAUUCUGAGGGGCAAAUGGGUGAACGGUACUGUAUUCAUACUCUUCACUCGCGCAUUUGCUCGUGCAGUAUGUGUAAGGUUAUUUCAAGACACCAAGUCCAGUUUUAAUACAUAAUACAAGAUGUUUUUAAAUCAAUCUUAGAGGUUGAAACGGGAUCGUGUCCAAACAGAAACUUAAAAGGUGCUGCCAUGUAAUAAAGCAGUAGGCUGAAUAAAAGUACAGCCUUAUAAUGAACUCGGAUUCAUUCUACCCAAUUAAAAGUGAAACCAGGCACGUGAAAUAGGCAAUAUCGGCUCAUCCUGUGCCAUUAUAACCAAACUAACAGUACAUUCCAGUGGAGCACAUAUUUCAGGAGUAUCUUUGAUAAAAUCAGAGCAGUAGAAUAGAUUACAAUGAGCCAGGCAAAACCUGAUGAUGAUGAUAUCAAUAGGGCUCCACUUUCAUAGCCUAAAUGAUAACCCAAGCUGUUUUUGUGAUAAUGAUCAAUAAUGAUCACAAUUUUUCAUCAAAAUUUGAGGAGCACAAUUAAUUAACUGCCGUUUUUGGUGUAUUUCAACUGCAGCGGGCAUUGUAAAUGAUGUUGGAUGUUUCAGUACUGCCCACAUUUCUACAGGAUGUGAUUUUUAAUUGUGGAAACAUCACAAAAUACAGCUAUUUAAAAUAAAGCAGCCCUUUUAAGUGGAAGUUACAUCGCUACAAGCAGAAGUCUGAACAGUAGGCAAAUUCAAGGCCUAAAUUACAUUUUCAUGUUUACCUGAAUGCAUAAGGACCCCUCUUCUAAGCACCUUUGAAUUUGAUUUGAAUAACCUGAAGCUUUAUUAGCGCUAGAAUCUUCCUCGCUUUCUUCUGUCCAGCAUUCCUGUGCUUUGGCUUAGUGCAACAAGUCCACAUUUAUUUUGUGUGGAUAUUUUUUUCUUCUUAUUAUUUUAUGUUGUGUUUUCUGUCCUUAUUGGUGUGUUUUUUUUUUUUUUCUGUACUUCAUGGUGAAGAGGGUGUCAUUGUAAAAGAUGCUCACAAUCCGUUCACUGCCAAAAUGUCUUCACUGCCAUCACGGACCAUUCUGGGUUGGGACCAAACAUGUGAUACAAAAUCUAUCAAGUUUCAGUUCAUUUCCAUCAGCUGCCUGAUUCAGUGAUGAUUUCCUGAGCUCAGAAAAUUAAUUUGGGAUGAAAGUUUUGUGCACUCUACUGUUGUGGUGUUUGUCACGCCGCAAAACUUGCAGCAGCUUCCUCUUCUGUCAUGCUGUUGUAAUUAUUUCUCGAAUUUUAUACGAGCAUGGCUGACAGCAGAAUGGAAAAGUACAUCUCUGUCCCCCAGAUAUGUUGUACAAUUGAAUUAUCGUGGAUUUGGAGGUGAGUUAAUUUGAAUUUCAAAAUGAAUUUAUGUUUUGCUGGUAUCCUUUACUUCUCCUUGUACCGAACCCCAACCCUCCAAGUGAACAUUCCCCUUGUUUUUUAUGAUUACAUGGUGAUCUUUGUGAAUUAGUUAAAUCCUUUGUCAUCACAUGCGGUUGACCUGUCUUUUCUUACCUAUUUAUUGUUUUUUUUUUUGUUUUUUUUUUUUUAUUCCUCUGUUGUUUUUUGUGUGUUUGUGUCUACAUGGCUUCGCAUACUGUGACGAUUGUAACACUCCCUGCCUUGUAACAGUGUUACACAUUGGAAUACAUAUCAACGUUUCCUCACAAA